AUGGUGACAAUCCCCGAUGCACAUGAAGAUUUGAUCCAUGACGCCGUUCUAGAUUACUACGGUAAGAAAUUGGCCACGGCGUCCUCCGACAAAACAAUCAAAAUCUUCGACAUUGACGGUGACAACUACAAGUUGGUGGACACCUUGACAGGCCACGAGGGUCCCGUAUGGCAGGUAGCAUGGGCUCACCCGCAAUUCGGCACAAUCUUGGCUUCGUGCUCAUACGAUGGUAAGGUCAUGAUUUGGAAGGUUUUGCCCGAAACUCAACAAUGGGCCAUGAUUGCAGAGCACACCAUCCACCAGGGAAGCGUCAACUCCGUUUCUUGGGCACCCCAGGAGUUGGGUCCUGUGUUGUUGUGUACAUCCUCCGAUGGAAAAGUGUCUGUCGUAGACUUUAACGAGAACGGUACCACAUCGCAUGUAGUCUUCGAGGCACACUCCAUUGGUGUUAACUCUGCCUCUUGGGCUCCUCUCACAGGCUCUGGCAAGGAUGCCUCGCAACACCAACGCCGAUUUGUCACUUGCGGCUCCGAUAACUUGGCCAAGAUAUGGUCCUUUGAUGCUGCAAGCAGCACUUACGUGUUGGAGGCCACUUUGGCUGGCCACAGUGACUGGGUCCGUGACGUAGCUUGGUCUGGAUCUGUGCUUGUGCGUUCAUACAUUGCCACUGCUUCGCAAGAUUGCACUGUGCUCAUUUGGUCACAGGAUGACAAUGGUCACUGGCAGAAGCAGCCUUUGACCGAAAACAAGUUUCCUGAUGUCUGUUGGAGAGCCUCGUGGUCGUUGUCCGGUAACAUUUUGGCUGUCUCCGGUGGCGACAACAAAAUUACGUUGUGGAAGGAGAACUUACAGGGCAAGUGGGAAUCCGCUGGCGAGGUGGAUCAGUAA
This is a messenger RNA of Australozyma saopauloensis, 888 nucleotides long. RefSeq names its product GTPase-activating protein (gene SEC13). Bases 1 to 888 code for a protein of 295 amino acids. Gene Ontology annotation, biological process: positive regulation of TOR signaling; protein import into nucleus; COPII-coated vesicle budding. The record is from RefSeq and is a predicted model, not a curated record. Gene Ontology annotation, molecular function: protein binding; structural molecule activity. The transcript has a single exon. Lineage: Eukaryota; Fungi; Ascomycota; Pichiomycetes; Serinales; Metschnikowiaceae. Gene Ontology annotation, cellular component: COPII vesicle coat; nuclear pore outer ring.